AUGCGUUUCACAAAUUUGAAAUGUGAAAGCUUGAAACCCGAUUUCGCAAUAUUUGAAGUAUGCCGGCUUUCUGUGGUCAAACGUGAUAUAAUUUCGUUAAAUGUUAAUGUGAAAUUGCUAAAGGGACCUGUUAAUCAUUCAACGAUUAAUUUGUCGUUUUUUAAAAAAUUGAGUGGUUAUCGGCCAUUUUUGUACAAUAGCACCUACGACUUUUGUGAAUUCAUGAAAAAUCGAAAUCGAAUAAUGCAUGCGAAAUUAUUUCUAGAUGCCAUACUCAAGGAGUCGAAUGUCAAUCAUACAUGUCCCUAUGAUCACAACAUAAUUGUGGAUAACUUAGUUCUGGAUGAGAGUAAAUUUAAAUAUUUUCCAUUACCACGUGGUGAUUACAUGUUCCAAAUGAAAGUAGCUGCCUACAAUGAUUGGAAAGCGGAUGUGAAAAUCUAUUUCAGUAUUUUGGGAGAUUUAUAA
Molecule: messenger RNA, 468 nt
Organism: Musca vetustissima
Lineage: Eukaryota; Metazoa; Arthropoda; Insecta; Diptera; Muscidae
Exons: 3
Coding region: 1-468 (155 amino acids)
Source: RefSeq, a predicted model, not a curated record